Molecule: messenger RNA, 1095 nt
Organism: Metarhizium robertsii ARSEF 23
Lineage: Eukaryota; Fungi; Ascomycota; Sordariomycetes; Hypocreales; Clavicipitaceae
Product: SesB
Exons: 2
Coding region: 1-1095 (364 amino acids)
Source: RefSeq, a predicted model, not a curated record
AUGAGCCGGCCUCGUACUUCGCGAAGCCAUCGCUUGCCCAGUGGCAAUUCGCCAAACCAUGAGGCGCAGAACGCCGUCGUCGGCUAUGAGCGCUCAGGCGGCUCGGCAGACUCCAGGCUGUCGUCUAUCAACGCUCCUGAUCAGUCCUUUCCGGAUGGUGUAGAAGUUCUGCGCGACUGCCAUGACGCCCUCGUCGAUAUCUGCUUUGUUCACGGGUUGACGGGCAAUCGGAACAGCACCUGGACUGCUCGUGGCCAGUCCGAACCGUGGCCAAAGACGCUGCUGCCCAAGAACCUCGGCAAAGCUCGCAUCAUUACAUACGGAUACGACGCGUAUUUUGUGCGUAAAUCGGUCGCAUCUCAGAACGGGCUAAGUGAGCAUGCUCGGAACUUCUUGAGCGACCUGACGACAGACAGAGACUUGUCCAAUGCCUCGUCUCGGCCGCUGCUCCUCGUCGCUCACAGCCUUGGCGGGCUCAUCUGCAAGGAAGCCAUACUGCUCUCCAGGAAUAACCCCGAGGAGCAUCUCAAAGCCAUGUUCCAUUGCACAAAGGGCAUCCUGUUCAUGGGAACUCCGCACCGGGGGUCUUGGAUGGCGGACUGGGCCAGCAUACCCGCCUGGGCUCUUGGGACUGUCAAGUCCACCAACAACUUUCUACUUCAAGUUCUAAAGACAAACGACCGUCACCUGAAGUCUGUUCAAGACAAUUUCUGGUCCAUGAUACGGGAGCAGCAGAAUAAUGGCCGUGAUAUCAAGGUCACCUGCUUCUUUGAAGAGCUUGCCAUGCCUGUGGUCGGUAAGGAAGUCGUCCCUAAAGACUCGGCCACUCUCGAAGGUUACCAUGCACUUAGCAUUCACGCCAACCACAGUGACAUGGUAAAGUUCAGUUCCGCAGACGAUAAUGGAUACAGAAGGGUGCUGGGUGAGCUGGAUAGGUGGUAUAAACGGAUCAAGGAUCCGGACACCCAUCAAGUAUCACAACCGAUGAACCAAGGCCGCGCCAGGGAACAUGCCAGUUUUUCAUUUCACAACAGCGGGUCUGGUGACAUGUUCAACGCGCCUGGGGGCACGGUGAACAAUUGGCAACGUCCCUGA